AUGUGCUUUCUCUUUCAAUAUCGCAAUGUAUUGACUCGACAGGGCAGCUCAGUUAGCCCCCUACUGUUCAAACACGGUAGGCUGACAGCGCGUCGCGUCUUUCUCCAAGAUUCGAGAUCUUCCGUACAUCGAACAUUCGCAUCAAUUGCACCACCUCCACUGGUUGAGGAUGUGGUUGAAGUGCCAGUCGGUGGCGCUGGUUCGAUUACGCUGACGAUACUACGGCCAUUGACGGAUAAUGCGCAAGCAAACCCAAAGGUGAUCUUGUAUUUGCCUCGGGGUCCCAUUUUUCAAAAUGAAUCAGUGGUCGGCGUCAAAGAUCAUAGGACUCUAGAUUACUCGUCCCAUGAUGAUGAUCAUGACACCAUGAUCUCAAGCAGUCUGUUAAGAGGUAGUCUCUCCACGCCGCAAGAACUGAUGGCUGCAAUCACGGGGGCGAAUGUCGUCACGGUCAACUACCGGCUAGGAUAUACAGAUACAAACACAAAGUUAUCAAAUUCAGAUAAUGGCCGGAUUCGCCCAUUCUACAGAUACCCUACUCCAGUUCACGACACGCUUGCUGGACUGGAUUGGGUCUUACAGACUCUUCGUCCUGGGCUGUUAUUUGUCUUUGGAUCAAAUAUUGGAGGGUCCCUAGCUACUAUGCUUUCAUUAACAGAAUCCCAACAUAUACACGUCGUUGCAGCUCAUGAGCCCGUCUGUGACUGGACUGGUCUUGACGACUAUUGUACCAUUGAUCCCCAGAUAUUUACUGGAUCUGGCCACACUAUUGGCGGGAAUAAACUGGUGAUAGUCGCAGAGGGUGAUGAAAUGCAAAAAUCCUCUGCACAACCGACCCAGACAAAGCAACCAUCAAAGCACAGAAGAAAAGCUGCACCAUCUGAUCUCGUACCUCUACUCAAUACGAGAAGGUAUCUAUUUGAUUCCCCUUCCAAAUACUUUGAUCCCUUUGCCUCACCCAUGCUUUUCCUACGCUCUGCUGGUAAAGAUGUUCCAAAGGUCAUACCCGAAUAUUUUACGGGAACGGAGUACCCAAUCCCUUUGUUAAAGACGCCAAUUGAUGAAGAAGAGUUGAUUGACUUGUGGGAUAUUCAUAUACAUACAGAGGAUGAGCCAAGAGUUAGUGAAAAUGAGAACGCGACGCCGGUGGAAGUUGAGGAGCGACCAUCACGGCGUCGCAAAGCUCUCUCGCGAUGGCCUCCGUACGGCCUGGAUACUGGCAAUGACGGUGGUGGUAGGGGAUUCACCAAAUCCACGCGGCUUCAAAUUAAUUUGCCUUGGAUGAAAUUCUUCGCGCGACUGGGAUCUAAUAAAGAUGUUCCUAUGCCUUUUCAAAGUCUAGAGUCAGUCACCAAUUCAAAUGAAAAUGAUGGUCCUUCGCCGAAACACAGAACUUCAAGAAGAUCAGCAACUGAGAACAAUUCUGUUUUGGCGACCCAAGCUAAAGAUAUGGUGUCUGUUAUGCGUCGUGCAUGUUUCUGGGGAGAAGACGCUGGGAAUGGCGAGGAGAGAGUGACAUUGCGUAACGUGACUCGUACCACAACGGCCGAUCAUAACGAGCAACUUCAACUCACGGACCCAAAUUAUCUGGAGACUGUCCACGAAAGUGCAAACUGGUUUAAAGAGAUGAUGUAUAAAUCUCGAUAUCCCUAG
Talaromyces stipitatus ATCC 10500 is the source of this 1653-nucleotide messenger RNA. RefSeq lists its product as uncharacterized. The transcript is spliced from 2 exons. NCBI's taxonomy places the organism in Eukaryota, Fungi, Ascomycota, Eurotiomycetes, Eurotiales, Trichocomaceae. Bases 1 to 1653 code for a protein of 550 amino acids. The record is from RefSeq and is a predicted model, not a curated record.